This is a messenger RNA of Racocetra persica, 201 nucleotides long. Lineage: Eukaryota; Fungi; Glomeromycota; Glomeromycetes; Diversisporales; Gigasporaceae. The record is from the annotation of a GenBank genome assembly.
UCAUAUCAAGCUAAAUUAUAUCCAGAUAAAUACUCUAAUAAAUACUCUGAUGAAUAUCUUGAUGAGCACUCUGAUGAAUAUUCUGAAGAAUGCACUAAAGAACAUUCUGAAGGACGCCCUGAAGAAUGCUCUAAAGAAUAUUUUGACAAAUAUUCUGACAAAUGUAGAGUUCGACAGGGUGGGCUCUCGAAGUUCAGAUAA